Messenger RNA from Symbiodinium natans, 5760 nucleotides. The record is from the annotation of a GenBank genome assembly. Lineage: Eukaryota; Dinophyceae; Suessiales; Symbiodiniaceae.
AUGGGAGACCCAACUGCGGUAAGAGGGGAUAGCCUAAAGGCCUCGCAGAAAGCUGAGGAAGCAAGGUUGUCGGCCUCGCAAAGUGCUGAGGGUCACCAAAGGAAGCAGAAGCAGAAGCAAAAGCCCAAGAAACGGAAAGCGCACCCAAGAGCACCACCUAAGGAUCUACCACAGGAGUGGCAAAUGUUGUGUCAAGUGGUGGGUAGAUAUGAUGCUUCCAGUGAGGCUGCCGCACUCGAAGCCAUUGAGAAACUGGAAGAGCAGGAACUCAACCCGCUACAACAACGAGCAUGCCACGAAGUGCUUCGUUCCUUUGUGGAGCAGGACGCACAAUAUGCCAAGUGGAUCUUGGCAGAUGUGGCAAGUGGGUAUCGCCAAGAUGAUAAGGCCGAAUGCAUCAAAAUCACCUCGGCUAACAUCACCAGCUGGAGGAAACCCAUAGCGGCAUGGAUACACGAACUAGGACCGGACCUGGUGGUGCUGCAGGAAACCCAUCUCAAGACAGAGGGUAUCCAGCAAGCCAUGAGCCAUUGCCAAGAUAUGGGAUACACCUUCAUUGGCAUGCCAGGCAGUACAAAAACUAAGGGUGUACAAGGAGGCCUGGCAGUGGUGGCACCCCGACAUAGGAACCUGCGAUACCUUAUUGAGUAUGGGACAGGACCGGCGGGCUUCCUGGCAUGUGCCAUGAGAAAUAAAGGCUGGGAUUUGAUCAUCGUCAGUCUGUAUUUGGAGAGCGGGGUCGGAUUCCAGGCUCCAAACAAUAUCCAAGUACUGGCGAGACUGAUAGCCUUUCUCAAGGGCUGCAAAGUGCCAUAUAUGGUGCUGGGUGAUUGGAAUGAAGCCCAGGAUACCAUGAGGGGCACAACUCUGGCGACAGAAGUUGGUGGUGCAUUUGUUGGAGUGGGGGAACCAACGGCCCAAGGAUCGGACGAAAUCGAUUACGGGCUGGUUGCGAAAUGCUUGGUGCCCAUCCUUCAAGUGAAAACGGAUUGGGAAACCCCUUUUCGGCCUCAUGCUGCAAUGCAUUGGAGGGUGGCCCAACCGUGCAGUAGCCCUGAUGUUCCCCAGAUGAAGAAGGCGGGAGCACUGGUGACGGAGACUGUGGAAUAUGAACCAGUACAAAACACACAGAGCAUCAACAUCUUGGAUGAACCCAAGAUGGAAGAUGAGCUCAGUGAGACAUUUGCUCACCUGAGUGCCGGUGUGGAGAGGUCGAUCACAGGCCGAAUCGAUGGUAUGGGUGUUAAAUCGGAGAUUGUGCGGAAGAAAUUGGUGGUCAACAACCCGGAGAACGUUGUCUGGACGGGCAAGAGGGCGGCCUUUUGGAACCGGGUCCAACAAUGGGUCAAACAAGGCAGACAUCAUGGCGAUGCACAUCCGGUGGCGCGUCUGGUCCAACGCAGGCUCGGCGAGUAUUACGAGGGUGAUGCGCAGAACCAGGAGGAUAUGCUUGCGAGUAUCCUGGGCCGGGGUACGGACGCUAGGCUUGUUCUGAAGCGCAUCGACGAACAGCAAUGCUACGCGAGAAAGGCGGAUAUGGAGGAGACAGCCCACCAGUACAAGCAAUGGCUCAGUAAGGCCAUGGAAAAGGGCAUGCGACCAUUAUACAAUGCCUUGCGAAAAGAAGAACAAGUGGUACAAAGACCCUACAUGGAAUAUGACAUGCUGGAACGGCCACACAUUCGCCGAGACCACUGGGCGGCAGUGUGGACGACGGGCCAGCCGUUGGCAAAAUCGGCCUCGCUCAUGACGGAGCUUGAGGAUGCAGCCAAAAAACAAGCGGCCAGCGUGGAGCCGCUGAACCCUGUCGAGGUCAAGGCAAGGAUCAAAAAACUGGCACUAAAGAGCCCGGGGCCGGAUGGCUGGAGGAUUGACCAUUUGCAGGCCAUGGACGAUAAAGCAGUUGAAGCCGUUGUGUCCUUCUACCAUGAAUGUGAGGCCAAGGCAGCAUGGCCGCAGCAAAUGACAGUCUCCCUUAUAGCAAUGCUGCCGAAGAAUCUGACCCGGGAAAGACCAAUCGCCUUGCUACACAUCCUGUACAGGACUUGGGUCCGUCUGCGAUGGGAUUUGGUAAGUACUUGGCAGGCAGGCUAUGCCACAGCUGCCACGUACGACAAGGCAGUCCCAGGCAGUUGCUGCUUGGACGUGGCCGUCGGCAGACUACUGCGAAAUGAGGUGGCAAAGACAAAUGGAGUGCAUGUGGUGUCACUCUUUGUGGACCUCGAGUCCUUUUUCGAUACCAUCCAAUUUCAGCAAUUGAUCAUGGCAGCAACGGCCCUGCAAUAUCCACCGCUUAUCCUGAAGAUGGCACUGGAAGUGUACAUGGGUGCCAGAUACUUGGUGGCGGAUGGGGUGCUAUCGGCAGGCAUCAGAGCUACAAAUGGCGUGCAAGCGGGUUGCCCAGCGGCGCCAUCGUUAGCAAAGGUGGCAUUGCACCCGGUGAUAGACAAGAUCCAAAGGCGACGAGAUGUGGCAAACGUGGACUGUUGGUUGGAUGAUGUCUCAAUUGACAUCCAGCAUAAGUCCUUUAAACACGUGGCGGAUAGUGCCAUACGAGUCUACCGCAGCUUAAAGGACGGGAUGGAUGCUAAUGGUUUCACGAUUUCAUCCAAGAAGACAGGGUUUGUGGCCAGCAGUACCCAGGCGAGCAAGCACCUGCGUGAACUCCUGCUGCCUCAUGAGCCACAGGUGUACGACGUGAUGCGUGACCUGGGCGUCGAUAGUACAGGGGGGCGAAAGCGUCGCUUGGUGACGUCGGCAACGCGGGCCAAGAAAGCCCGUGCGAGACAUAGCAAACUGUCUAGGCUGGGGCCGCCGCCCAGCACUAAACUCCGCGUGGUCAAGGCAGCGAUCACAUCAGUUGCUUUGUGGGGGCACCCCUCUGUGGGGGUUUCACCCAAAAGAAUGAAAUGGCUCCGAACAGUGGUAGGAAAACACCUGGGUAAAUACAAGCUUGGGAGUUUGGAAACCAUCUUGGACAUGGGAGCCAAGAAAUGCCAGGAUCCAAAGCGCACAAUCCACAAGCAGCAUUUCAAAGUGGUGGCCAAAGUUUUCCGUGCAUGGAUUGGUGGCGGAAAAGCCCACUUUGACUUGGCCUGGAAAACCACUUGGAAGAGGUUGAGUGCGGCCAAACACCACUGGCCACUGGUCACGGGGCCGAUGGCUGCAACCAUGGCGUACUUACUGGAUCUGAAGGUAGAUGCCAGUGACCCAGGCAAAUGGAAGAGAGGUAGUGUCCUCAACGUUGAUUGGACCCAGCCACGCAUGGGUAGCCUCGCCUACAAAUGGCUUGAGGGAUUCCUGGAGGAACAGAAGCGGGCUGCGAUAGCGCGACAGGCAGGUGGCGCUGGAGCCCAAGAGGGGCUGGAUUGGACGCCGCAUCACAAGUUGACGAAGCUGGGAGGCCUCAGCCCAGGCCUUAUGGAAGGUAUAAAGUCAGUGUGGCACGCGGGCGUCAUCACGGAGUCCAAGCCAGGAUGGUGCAAGAAGUGCCAAAUGCCAGCAACUCUGGAGCAUGUCCUCAAAGAAUGUCCUUACUGGCGUGAACAAGGGUUCAAAGAACCCAAGCUCCAGGAAUACUUGCGUCACAAAUACCCAUGGGAGUGUCUGUGGACAAGGGCACUCCUGCCAAAGCCGGCGGUGUGGCGCCCGAAGCCACCGGAACACCUUUUAGGUCUACGUUACCAAGGAUGCUUUGCAGCAGAUGCAAAAGUGGAAGCGGAAGGCUUGAUCUUCGCCACUGACGCAAGUGGAGGUCCAGGAGGAAUAGACCCACGUGUACAAACAUCAGCCCUCGCAGUGGUGGCUAUGUCCUGGACAAAAGGUGUCCUGGUGGAAGCCGGACGGAUUACAGAGCUGGUCUACCCGUGGCAGCCGGUGGUGGACAUGGAGCGCCGUGCACUUUUCCGACUAAUGGAGCACACGGAGGAUCUGAUUGAUGUCACUAUGGAUUGCAAGCCGGCAGUCCAAGUGCUACAAAAAACACAACCGCCGGAGGAUGACCUGGAAUGGAGCAAAGUGUGGAAUGACAGGAAGCGUAUCAAGGCAACCUGGGUCCCGUCCCACAAAACUGAAGAGGAAUUCCUGGCGAAGAUGGGGCCGGGCACGUUGUGGCGACGUGCAGCGAAUGACAUGGCAGACAAAGUAUGUGGUGCAGUAGCGGCGGCUGCUUACAGCCCAGCGCACAAGAGGCGUGUCAAAGAGUUGGACAAUGUGGUGCGCACACUUUCCCUAGCGUACGGCGCACGCGCAGCCCACAUAUUGAGGACGCGCAAAGAAGAAGACUUCCCCUUCAUCCUGGACCAUGCCCAUUACAAAGAGAAGAUGGAGGCCUCGCAGAAAGCUGAGGGAUGCAAAAAAGAGCAGGGCAACGCCAAACUCAACAAACGCCAGCGGCUUUGGCAGUUGCUGAAAAACCCGGAGCGCGGGCAUCAAUGGGAGAAGGGCAGCGAACACCCCCGGAAUUUAACACUGAAAUGUCAACUGUGCGGGUUGUAUGUACAACAAACCCUCACGAACUUGGAGGUGGUCUUGGAGCAGUACUGCGUCAACCAGCCGGAGGCGCGAGUGCGUGAAGAGUGGGGUAUCCACCCCUCCCAUAAUAUGGUGAAUUUGGGAAUCCGUUGGGUUUGCACAAAGUGUGACCGAACACAUGCACCGGUCAGCCAGAAGUGCAAUAAAAGCCUGGCGGGGGAGUGCAAAUCGCGGACUUCUCAGGGCAAGCUGGCUACCCAAGCGCAAACCCUUGUCAAUGGUGGAAGUAUGAGCAACGUCCAGUUUCAACAGCCUCGCGUUCAGUUUGGUGGGAAACACGCCAAAGCUAAGAAUCGGCCGGACAAAGGCAAGGGCAAAAGCAAGAACAAGCAGAAGGAUCCGCCCCGAGAACGUUCCCCGCUUCGACAGGCCAGACACCCGGAGCAGCCUUGGGAUAGGGAAGAGGAGAGUGCUUCGGAAUCUCCGGUGGGUCCGGUACGCCUACGGGAGAGAGGAGAAGACAGAGCGGCCUCGCACCAAGCUGAGGGUGUCAAUACAGAGCAAGAGGCAAGCGAGCCUCGUACAGUCACGCUGGCGGAAGGGCCAGGAUAUGCUCUGGAUCGGCUAUGGGUCAUGAAACUGGCGAUGGAACCCCAGAGCUUUGGCAACGAAGCAGGGUAUGGGGAACAAUUCCCCACCCUGGUCACCAGGACCCUGUGGGCAGGAUGGAUUGGAGUCCUUUUCGACGAAGCGGUGGAGGGUUACUGCCACCACUACUUCUAUGGAAGUAUCAUCCGCAGGGCAGAGCUGUUCAGCACAUGGUGGCAGGAACAUCGCCAUGAAGCCGGGAUCCUCAGACAGUCCCUGUUUUACCUGGUGGCUAUAACGUCAUGGCUGACCAUGCAAGGAGUUGCUCUAUCGGAUGUCACGGUGAGCAACGUUGGGCGCGACCCAAUGUCAGGAUCGUUACCACGGGCAGUGUUCUUUGACACGGCGGAGUGGACGACGCUGCAGGAGGAUAGAUACAAGCUAUCAAGCGGCCUUGUACGCCUCCUGGAGCAGUAUGAUGAGGAGCCACUGGCAACCAUACGUGGAUUGGUCAGAACGUACGACGGUAAGGCCAGCGCGCUUUGGAUGGCGUGCGUAGGCAAUGUCGGGCCAUUUGCCCAGCACCUGCUGGAUGCCGGGAUUGCAAAACGAGGAUGGGAUGGAACCCUACUUUCGGUUCCGGCAACAGAGAUCCAGAAAAUCACGCUGGGCAUGCCACAUGACGAAGCUGAUGAGUGA